AUAAUGUUACAUGUGUAAAUACAAUAAAGAAUAUUCAUUCAUUCACUCAUAACAUCUAUAAUACUAUCAACAUACUAACUGAAUAAGAAAAAUGAGCGAGAACAUAUUUUGUUUAUUAUGUUUUUCGUUUUCAAAAAUUACUUACGAUAUAAAUCGUACUCAUUUAAAAAAUGUUUAUGAAGAGCUAUCAGAGACAAAGACACAAGCUGAGUCUCAUCCUCUCUGCUACAUUUGUUAUGCAAAGCUUCUAAGGUGGGAACAGUUGAUUAAAACUGUGCAGCGACACAACACUGCAAAUCAGGCCCAAGUGAGACCAUUACUACAAUUAAGUGUGAAUACUGACAGAUGGUCGACUACUGGAUGGACAGAAUCUGAGAAAAUUGAAAUUGAAAUAGAUAUCAAGGAGGAAUAUAUUAAGGAGGAAUAUGUAGAGAGCCCAGAUCAUAAUCAAGAUGCAAAUGCUAUAGAUCCAGGUGAAGACCACCACAUCUCCACAGCGCCGCGAAAACAAAAUCAUUGUAGCGAGACAUUCACUCAAAUUUGGAGCUACCAAGGAAACAAAAAAAAAAACACAGGCGCAAGGCCUUUCAGUUGUGACGUUUGUAGUAAAUCAUUUAUACUGAAAAGCCACUUGAACUCACACAAACUAACACAUACUGGCGAAAAACCUUUCAGUUGUGAUGUUUGUAGUAAAACAUUCACUCAGCUGGGUCACUUAAUCAGGCACAAACUAAUACAUACUGGCGAAAAACCUUACAGCUGUGACAUUUGUAAUAAAAGGUUUACUCAAAGCAGUGGCCUAAAAUCACACAAAGUAAGUCACACAGGUGAAAAAUCUUACAGUUGUGAUGUUUGUGGUAGGAAGUUCGGAAGAUUAAUGAAUCUAAAAUAUCAUAUAAAAGCGUUACACACAAAUUUCAAUCCUGACAAACCUCACGGUUGCGAUGUUUGUGGCAUGAAGUUUACACAUUUAAGUAAGUUAAAACGACAUCAAAUAAUACACUCGGGCAACAAAGCUUACACCUGUGAUGAAUGUGGCAGAAAAUUUUCUCGAUUCAAUAUUUUAAAAAGUCAUCUACAAACACAUUCUAGCGAAAAACCUUACGGCUGCGAUGCAUGUACCAAUACAUAUAAAAGAAAAAAUGAUUUAAUUAAGCACAAUAUACUGAAGCACAGUGCCAAAAGCACAGAGUCUCUAACAGACAACAAAUCAACCAGUGACGAUGGUUUCAAUUCCAAAAAACGUCACGCUUGCGAUGUUUGUAGCAUGAGGUUUACUCAUUUAAGUAAGUUGAAAAAACAUCAAAUUAGGCAUUCCGGUAUCAAAGCUUACAGUUGUGAUGAAUGUGGCAAAAAAUUUUCUCAUUCAGAUAUUUUAAAAAGACAUCACUUAACACACUCCAACGUCAAGCCAUUCAUCUGUGAAGUUUGUCCGAAAGCAUAUAAAAGAAAAGAUGAUUUAAUUAAACACAAACUUAAGCACAAAACUUAAUGACUCAUGACUCAUGAGUCAUGAGUCAUGACUAUAUUUGUAAGUUGUAGAUGUUUGUUAGAAAAACCGAAUGACACGUGUUAAACCACCAGCACGCAAAGUAGCAUGGUCACCAUAGAAACGGUUUCUUUCUACGGAAGAAUCGA
Molecule: messenger RNA, 1638 nt
Organism: Aricia agestis (brown argus)
Lineage: Eukaryota; Metazoa; Arthropoda; Insecta; Lepidoptera; Lycaenidae
Product: zinc finger protein 85-like
Exons: 4
Coding region: 92-1492 (466 amino acids)
Biological process (GO): regulation of transcription by RNA polymerase II
Cellular component (GO): nucleus
Molecular function (GO): DNA-binding transcription activator activity, RNA polymerase II-specific; RNA polymerase II cis-regulatory region sequence-specific DNA binding; zinc ion binding
Source: RefSeq, a predicted model, not a curated record